AUGGGCAAGCCGACUCGCUCUCAGCUGGCAGCAGAACCGUCGUCUGUACCAUCCACCCAUUCUCUACACCCUUUUGACGAUGAUGAUAUCAACCCAGUAUUGAGCGAUGAUGAUGGCGACAACGUGGAAGAUCAAGGCAUUGACAAACCGCCAUCCUAUGAUGCAGUUAUUUCAGACCGUCUGGGCGAACCCGGGUCGAGUAAUAUCAACCCAGAUAGGGACAGCAUUGCUGAUACCGGGUUUACAGCUCCGGAUAGCAGGCCGCAAGUCUCUCCUCACUCACGGUUAAGGGAUGCUGACUACCGAGUCCCCGGUGGCCGAAAGGCCCAAAGUGUGCUCAAUAGCACACGUACAGUCACUCUCGAACCGGUUUUAUCGCAUUCUGCACGCGAGCUAUCCGCUGUCAUUGCCGAGCAAGCAAGUCUCCCACCGCGUCCGCAACUCGUCAUCAACGGAUCGCACACAAACUCAAACAGACGAAAAAAGGAUAAAAAUAACAGCGACACAGUCAUAGACUUUGAUUUUCGUCUUGAUCUCGUAGAGACUGUUUUAACCGGUUGGGGAGACGCCCGCAGAACCGCAUCGCCAGAACAGCCGGACACGCAAACAUGGCACAAUGUUUUGGUGACUGAGGACUACGACGGUAUCAAAGCGUACAGAGGAUCAAGGGUGAAAACCCUCACUUGGAAAGAACCCAAAAGACCAGCAAAUACUCGACUGUCGGCCACGAAUCGGAUGUUCCACCGCGACGACCCGGAGAAUCACCUGUUAUACAGAGAAGAUAGAGAAGAAGCUGAUGAUGCCGCUGGGGAGCAAGAUAGAUUAAGCCAAGAAAGUCGGAAUGCAGAUUUGGAGUGGUGUACUCGGUUUUGCAGGGAUCCGUCUCCCGUCAAGUCGUACGUUUACCUUGACCCGAGAGAUUGUCUUACGUCUCAUAUUCGGGACACAAGCUAUAGAGGUCAAAUCACUAUGAGGAUGGAGAUUGUAAAUGGCAGUCUCACAAUAUACUCACCACAUUGGAUUAACAAGCUUCGCAACAAUCGUUUCGUCUUUUGGAUGUGCAUUAUUUUGCAACUGUGGUGCAUCACCUGGCCCGUCAUUUGGCUCCUUGAAAAGCGGUAUGAAGUCGUUCGCUCCUGUUGGAAAUAUGCCCGUGGUUGCGAUGAGCACGACUUGGGCGAGUUCUGGGCGCCAGUUGUCAAGCAAGCAGCCUGGGGACGUCGUCGGUAUAAUGAGGUCAUCAGAUUGGAAGAUGCCCAACGUGCAGAGGGUCUUACAACCGCUGAAAUCCUUCGAGUUCCCAUACACGAUUCUGAAGCCGAAAUUGAACGAAGAGAACGGGUCAACCGUGGAGAUGGCACAUUUUCAGACUCGGUGGUUGGUUUCGUCCGAGGCCUAAGUGAAGUCAGGCGAGGUUGGAAUCUGACGGCGGGAUGGGGUGAAAAUACUUAA
Messenger RNA from Talaromyces atroroseus, 1452 nucleotides. RefSeq lists its product as hypothetical. The record is from RefSeq and is a predicted model, not a curated record. The transcript is spliced from 4 exons. Bases 1 to 1452 code for a protein of 483 amino acids. NCBI's taxonomy places the organism in Eukaryota, Fungi, Ascomycota, Eurotiomycetes, Eurotiales, Trichocomaceae.